This is a messenger RNA of Lampris incognitus (smalleye Pacific opah), 1450 nucleotides long. It is a transcript of the gene blzf1, whose product is annotated as basic leucine zipper nuclear factor 1. The transcript is spliced from 7 exons. The record is from RefSeq and is a predicted model, not a curated record. Gene Ontology annotation, cellular component: Golgi membrane. Lineage: Eukaryota; Metazoa; Chordata; Actinopteri; Lampriformes; Lampridae. The coding region runs from base 194 to 1411 and encodes 405 amino acids. Gene Ontology annotation, biological process: Golgi to plasma membrane protein transport; Golgi organization.
UGAAAUGAUGCGCGACACACAGGCAGACGCUAUAACCAAUUUUGGUUUCGGAUCCCUGUUUAAUUAAUGUUUAACGCUUAGAUAGUGACGGUGGGUGAUAUUGUGGAAAAAGGACGCGCUGUCUGUCGGCCGUGUAGGUGAAUUAAUUGUCCAUCUUGGAAGUCAAUCCCUUCUCAUCAAACCUACUUCCACCAUGACUACUGCUGUAGCUUUGAGAGAUUCUGCCAAUGUGCCAGUCAGGGGCCCGGGUGAUGGCAUGGAAACAGACAAGCCGCCAGUAAGUCUGGAAAUUGUUACAGAUGCACUGCAAUCAGGCCCAGUUCCCCUCCUGAAGGUGGCCACCCCCAAACACAGCCCGAAAUCUGUCUCUGCUGUGCCACUGACAUCCCCACAGCCUCCAGGGGUGCUACACCUCGGCAAGGUGAGGCAAGAGGCCUGCAUAGAGGUAGAAGCUGUGAGGAUUAUUGUUCCACGCACUGCUAUUAGCCGGUGCGGACGUGCAGCAGCCAAAGAAGGAAGAGGGGAUGCCGGGCAUCAGCUUGAGGAGCAAGGUUCUCCCUCCCCUCCUCUGGUGGAAGACUGGAGAGGAGCACUUGAGAAGCUGCAGAACUCUGAACGCAGGCUGUUGCAGGAUAAGGAAGGGCUUUCUAAUCAGCUCCGUGUACAAACAGAGGUGAAUCGUGAGCUGAAGAAGCUACUGGUGGCCUCAGUAGGUGAUGAUCUGCAGUAUCACUUUGAGCGUCUUGCACGAGAGAAGAACCAGCUGAUUCUGGAGAAUGAGGCCCUGGGCAGGAUCCUGGCACACACUGCAGAGCAGCUGGAACGCAUGAGUAUCCAGUGUGAUGUUUGGAGGAGCAAGUUCUUAGCUAGCAGAGUCAUGGCAGAGGAGCUGACCAAUGCCAGAGCAGCUCUUCAACGCCAGACAAGAGAAGCCCAAGGUGCCAUUCAGGACCUGCUGUCUGAAAGAGAGGCAUUCUCCAGGGACAUGGUACACACACACAGAUCUCUUGAGCAGCUCCUGGUGUCUCUGCAGUGGGGCAGACAACAGACCUACUACCCCAGUGCACAGCCCCUCAGUACGUGCGAGCUGGCCACAGCCAAUUACAAGCUGGCCGACGCCAUCAACUCUCACCUGCUGGGCAAAGUUAACACAAGUGUGAAGAGCAGCAGCAGCAGCUCACCCUCAGAGUUGUGCAACACACCAGCUGAGAAGAUGGCUGAAAAGGUGCUAAAGGUUUUAGACCCCAUCUCCUGUACAGAAAAUGAAGCUGAGCCUUCUCUUGGUGAUUCCUCGCCCUCCAACUUUCUGACCAGUAAGAAGAGUAUUGGCAGGUUCCAUCCAUACACCCGCUAUGAGAACAUUACUUUCAACUGCUGUGAGCGCUGCAAGGGGGAUAUCCUAGUGCUGUAGAGGUCUAAGAGGGGCUGUGUAACCUCCUACAUUACAACC